This is a messenger RNA of Naegleria lovaniensis, 990 nucleotides long. RefSeq lists its product as uncharacterized. Bases 1 to 990 code for a protein of 329 amino acids. The record is from RefSeq and is a predicted model, not a curated record. Lineage: Eukaryota; Heterolobosea; Eutetramitea; Acrasida; Naegleriidae. The transcript has a single exon.
AUGUCUUAUAGUUAUUCUCCCACAACACCAUACUACCUCCCAAGUUCUCCUCCAUACGGUCCUCCACACUCUCCACCUUAUCAGAUCGAGUCCCUAAAAACCUGUAUCACGUAUUCACUUCCAUGUGAGUUGAAACAACAAUUGGAUGAACAAGUUCGAAAUUCGGGACAUGUUUGUCAACGACCGAAUCAUCUUGGAGAAGCGAAUUGGGGUCAUGUGUUCGUUUCCAUACCGUCGAAGCCACUCAAAUCCAUCUUUCAAAAUUCUGAGAAUAGAAACUUGCUGUUAAAACCUCUUUUUCAGAAUUACAAUUAUUUUGGCGAUGGCUACACACUCGGUACAGAUUGUCGAUUCUUUUCAUUGCCUACACAUAUCACAGUGAUCAGUCAUCUCGAGUGGCAGAGAGGAUUCUUUGAAUUGGACAAGAAGGUCAAUUAUUUAAGUCGUAACAGUUCACCAACAACCAAAUUGUCUCCUCUGGAUAUCAUCUAUAAAUAUAGCAAUUUAAGCUAUUUGGAAUAUACCAAGGAUAUGACUGAACAAGUGCGAGAGAACAAACUUCAACACUUGUUAAUGUUCACCUAUUUCAAGAGAUCUCAAUUUGCAACCUUGUUACCUGAUGAACUCGUGCAAUAUAUUGGUAGUUUUCUAAUGUUUGAAUUACAACCUCAAGACAAGCUCAGAAAAAUUAAUUUCAAAUUCUCAGGUUUGGUCACUUUUGCUCCUCAUUAUGUUGAUUAUGAAAAGUGUUUUUUCUUGCAUAUUGAGAGUGAAGAAUUGGAUGAAUUGAGAAAAAAGUAUGGCUUUCACAACAAGAUGGAUUUUGUACUAUGUGUAGGAAAGUUAGAACAUGCUUACCCGUGUCGCUAUUCACCUUGUGAGAUGGACGAGGAGAUUUCAUUUGUUGACAUUUCAAACUCAUCGGAUAAGAAGAGAAAAUUGAUGCAUGACGAUCCACAAACAGCACCCUCAAAAGAAAUUUGUAAAUAG